AUGGUGUCUAGCUGGUCCUCAUCACGCAGCAUACAGCUGCUGCUGCUGCUUUUCACCUUUUGGUCUCUUACAUCAUCGGUGGUGGCAUCCACGCCAACCUCCUUCUGCAAAUGCACCUGUUUCUCUAAUAGUACGAUCAUCCCCCUCAAUCCCGCCAAGUCCGAAAGCGCCUCUGGCAUCGAUCAUGUCCGCUUUUUCGAGCGCGACCCUGUCAGCUCCGAGCCUGAGCAUACCGAUGAAUACAGCAAACGAGCACCCAAAUACCGGUCCCUGAAUUGUAACGAUUGCAAUCGCAAGUUCUGUCUCGACUACGAGCUACCGACCUGCAAAGGUGCUAAGGAGGAAGAUGUGUACACGACUUGCUUCCAGCGCGAUUCACGGAAAGAUGAAACGGUGGUGUUUAUUUUUAUUUUUGCUACAGGUGGACUACUGGCUUGGGCUGCCUGUAAGCCAUGGAUUGAGCGAUAUGUUGAGGCUGCACGAGAACGCCGGUCGUAUAUUCCUGUUGCAGAAUCUUGA
Messenger RNA from Penicillium coprophilum, 519 nucleotides. RefSeq lists its product as uncharacterized. The coding region runs from base 1 to 519 and encodes 172 amino acids. The transcript is spliced from 4 exons. NCBI's taxonomy places the organism in Eukaryota, Fungi, Ascomycota, Eurotiomycetes, Eurotiales, Aspergillaceae. The record is from RefSeq and is a predicted model, not a curated record.